UACGCGCGCAAAUCCCCAGAUGGCAGUGAUCCAGCAACAAGAUUGCAACACCUACAGCAAAUGGUCAAUAAUCUCCGUGAACGCUCCCUUGUUGAUAAAACUUACGUUUCAAUAUCUAGUCUUGCAUCCUCGCCGUUUAACGAAAGGGAUUUGAAUGUAGUUGACGAUAUGGAAAAACUUGAACAUGUAACAGGAAAUACUCAAGAUAUGCUUGAGUAUAUUCAAGCCGUCGAUCAUAAUGUUUGUUUGGUUUCCAUUGAUUUUGCUGGUCUUUCGUCACGUUCACAUAUUGUGAAAGAUUUCUUGGUUUUUUUUUAUUGA
Molecule: messenger RNA, 321 nt
Organism: Halteromyces radiatus
Lineage: Eukaryota; Fungi; Mucoromycota; Mucoromycetes; Mucorales; Cunninghamellaceae
Exons: 2
Source: RefSeq, a predicted model, not a curated record